Callithrix jacchus (white-tufted-ear marmoset) is the source of this 2945-nucleotide messenger RNA. RefSeq names its product zinc finger protein 17 (gene ZNF17). The record is from RefSeq and is a predicted model, not a curated record. Lineage: Eukaryota; Metazoa; Chordata; Mammalia; Primates; Cebidae. Gene Ontology annotation, biological process: regulation of transcription by RNA polymerase II. Gene Ontology annotation, molecular function: DNA-binding transcription activator activity, RNA polymerase II-specific; RNA polymerase II cis-regulatory region sequence-specific DNA binding. Gene Ontology annotation, cellular component: nucleus.
AAGAUGGUUGCGUUAGGACCGGUUCACCCUUUUCAGCUGAGUCGAGCCUGAGGUGGAAGAGCGAGAAGACGCGAGAAAAGGUUUCCCCCGUUGUACAGAAGCUAGAGUGAGGCUCGGCUGAAUCGGUUGCGGGCGCCGGUGGGCUCUGUCAGCUCCCAGGUCGCCGCCGCUCCCGCCCCGCUCCUCCCUGGCUGUGCUGGCGGAGGCCGAGCGGAUGAACCUGAUUGAGGACUGUAUGGUUUUUGAGGACGUGGCCAUACAUUUCUCCCAGGAGGAGUGGGGGAUUCUUAAUGACGUUCAGAGACACCUGCACAGCGAUGUGAUGCUGGAGAACUUCGCACUUUUGUCAUCAGUAGGUUGUUGGCAUGGAGCCAAGGAUGAGGAGGCACCUUCCAAGCAGUAUGUUUCUAUGGAAGUGUCACAGGUCACAACUCUAAAGCCAGCGUUGUCUACCCAGAAGGCCCAGCCCUGUGAGACAUGCAGCUCACUUCUGAAGGACAUUCUGCACCUGGCUGAGCAUGACGGAACACACCUCAAGCAAGGGCUGUACAGGUGUGCAGCCAAGCUUUACCUGCACCAAAAGGAGCAUCUUAGAGAGAAGCUCACCAGAAGUGAUGAAGAGAGGGCUUCAUUUGUGAAUGACAGUGUUCAUGUGGCGGAGAGGAACUUCACGUGCACACAGGUUGGUAAGGAUUUUACUACCGAUUCAGAUCUUCAACAACAGGCUCUUCACAACAGGUGGAAGCCACACAGGGACACUCGUGGUGUGGAGGCCUUUGAAAGUGGACAGAAUGAUUACAGUUGCAGCCAAUGUGGGAAAGACUUUUGCCAGCAACAUAUGCUGUCUGAGCACCAGAAAAUCCAUACAGAGGAAAGGCGUUAUGAGUGCAGUGAAUGUGGCAAAUUAUUUAAAUACAACUCAGACCUUACUAAACAUCAGGGAACUCAUAGUGGAGAAAGGCCUUAUAAGUGUAGUGAAUGUGGAAAAGCCUUCAGACUCAAGUAUAACGUUGUUCAACACCAGAAAAUUCACAGAAGGCCUGUGGAAAGGCCUUAUGAGUGCAGUGAAUGUGGGAAAGCCUUCCUUAAAAAGUCUCACGUACUUCAGCACCAGAGGAUUCACACCAGGCCAAGGCCUUACGGGUGUAGUGAAUGUGGGAAGGCCUUCUUCACACGUGCUCACCUUGUUUGUCACCAGCAAAUUCAUACUGGAGAACGACCAUAUGGAUGCAAUGAAUGUGGAAAAUUUUUUAUGUACAAUUCUGCGCUCAUUAGACAUCAGAAAGUUCACACUGGAGAAAGGCCUUUUUAUUGUUGUGAAUGUGGGAAAUUCUUUUUGGACCGCUGCACACUCAUUGUUCACCAGAGAGUUCACACUGGAGAGAAGCCUUACAAAUGCAACGAAUGUAGGAAAUUCUUUAGAUACCGUUCCACACUCAUUAGGCAUCAGAAAGUUCACACUGGAGAGAAGCCUUAUGAGUGUAGUGAAUGUGGGAAAUUUUUUAUGGACAUUUCCACACUCAUUAUUCAUCAGAGAGUUCACACUAGAGAAAAGCCUUAUGAGUGCAGUGAUUGUGGGAAGUGCUUUAGGUAUUGCUUUACCCGGAAUAGACAUCAGAGAAUUCACUCUGGAGAGAGGCGUUACGAAUGCAGUGAAUGUGGCAAAUUCUUUGUGGACAGCUGUUCACUGAAGAGUCAUCAGAGAAUUCACACUGGAGAAAAACCUUUUGAAUGUAGCAUUUGUGGAAAAUCCUUCAGGUGUCGCUCCACACUUGAUGCACAUCAGAGAAUUCACACUGGUGAAAGGCCUUAUGAGUGCAGUGAAUGUGGAAAAUUAUUUAGACACAACUCAAAUCAUCUUAGACACUGGAAAAAUCACUUUGGAAAAAGGUCUUUUGAGUGCACUGAAUGUGGAAGAGUUUUUAGCCAAAAUUCCCACCUCAUUCGGCACCAAAAAGUUCACACUAGGGAAAGAACUUAUAAAUGCAGCAAAUGUGGGAGAUUUUUUAUGGACAGCUUCACACUCAUUAGUCAUCAGAAAGUUCAUACUGGAGAAAAGCCUUAUGAGUGCAGUGAAUGUGGGAAAGUCUUUAAAUACAACUCUAGCCUUAUUAAACAUCGGAGAGUUCACCCUGGAGAGAGACCUUAUCAGUGCAGUGAAUGCGGAAGAGGCUUUAACCAAAAUUCUCACCUCAUUCAGCACCAGAAAGUUCAUACCAGAUAAUGAAUGUAUAUAUAUAAAGCAGAUAUGGAAAGACUUCACACAGAAAUCUGCUCUGAUUUAGCCCUGGGACCUAUGUGUUUUAAGAAAGUAUUCUUGGUUGGUGCCUCAUGCCUGUAAUCCCAGCACUUUGGGAGGCCAAGGCAGAGGGAUCAUGAGGUCAGGAGUUCGAGACUGGCCUGGCCAACAUGGUGAAACCCCGUCUCUACUAAAAACAUAAAAAAUUGGCUAGGCAUGGUGGUGCCUACCUGCAAUCUCAGUUACUUGGGAGGCUGGGGCAGGAGAACCCAGCAGGCGGAGAUUGUAGCGAGCCAAGAUUUCGCCACUGCACUCCAGCCUGGGCGACAGAGCAAGACUCCAACUCAAAAAAAAAAAAAUAAAGUAUUAUUUGAGAAUACAGAUAACAAAAUCUAACAUCUUAACCAUGUUAAAGUGCAUAGUUCACUAGUGUUAAGUCACUCACAUUGUGCAAUGAAUAUCUAGAAGUCUUUUCAAUUUAGGAAACUAAGUCUAUACUUUUAAAACCUUAUCCCCCACUCCACUUGACAAGCAUCACUGUAUGAGUGUUAGUAGUCCAGGUACCUCAUAGAAGAAAGCUUAAAUUUUGGUCUUGUGAUUUAUAUUGUGGCUUAUUUUGUUUAACAUACUAUUUUUAAGGUUUCGUGUUCUGUAAUCCAUUAGAAUUUCCAUCCUUUUUAACUGCUCAAUAAAAUUGUUACAGUCA